GUCUACUUCCCCCUUUGUUUAUUUUUUUUCUUUUGCUGUCUGCCACGCAAAAUCCCCAAUUCGAAUCGAUAAAACCCUAAAUACUUAAUUUCCUAAAAUCUUAUUUUCAUUUCCUUUGAUUUUAAUUGUAAUAACCCAAGCUCAAGCUCAUAACCAAUCCAAAGAAGAAGAAGAAGAAGAAGAAGAAGAAGAAGAAGAAGAAAAGAAGGAAAUGAGCAAUUUGAGGACAGUUUGUAGACCGCACAUGGUAUUUUCUUCGUUGAUGUGUAGUAGUAGGCUCCUCCACCUCCAUCAAGCUCGAUCCAGAAGUAGGGUUUCCUUUCGAAACCCUGAUUUCAGGUCGUCUUCGUUCUCUUCGUGGUUCCAUUUGUCCAGAAAUUUAAGCAGGAAGGAACCUUGGUUUCGGGUCAAUCAAAGGAGAACUGCCGUUAGGGCAUCGAAUUGGUCGGACCAAAAAUCCCCCUAUGACACUCUUGAGUUAGAAAGGGAUGCCGAUGAAGAACAGAUCAAGACUGCAUACAGGCGUUUGGCCAAAUUCUAUCACCCUGAUGUCUACGAUGGUAAAGGGGCUCUUGAAGAAGGUGAAACUGCUGAAGAAAGAUUCAUCAAGAUUCAAGCUGCUUAUGAAUUGCUCAUAGAUGUGGAGAGACGGAGGCAGUAUGAUAUGGAUAACCGAGUCAAUCCAAUGAAGGCAUCAGAAGCAUGGAUGGAGUGGCUUAUAAAAAAGAGAAAAGCUUGGGAUCAGCGAGGAGAUAUGGCUGUUUCAGCUUGGGCAGAACAGCAGCAGCUUGAGUUGAAUCUUCGUGUUCGCCGUCUUUCUCGUUCUAAGAUAGAUCCUGAUGAAGAAAGAAAAAUCUUGGCAAAAGAGAAAAAGGCAUCAAUAGAACAUUUCAACAACACUCUUAAGCGGCAUACUCUAGUGCUAAAGAAAAGGGAUUUGAUGCGAAAGAAAACAGAAGAGGAAAAGAAAAAGGUCAUAAGUCAGCUUUUAGCUGCAGAAGGCCUUGAGCUUGAUACAGAUGAUGAAUCUCAGUAAAAUAUGUUGUACAUAUGGCAAACACACUAAAUUCUUUAUGUUGCACCUCCCCGAUGCAUAAUCGCAUAUACAUACGACACUU
This is a messenger RNA of Hibiscus syriacus, 1118 nucleotides long. RefSeq lists its product as uncharacterized. The coding region runs from base 212 to 1036 and encodes 274 amino acids. NCBI's taxonomy places the organism in Eukaryota, Viridiplantae, Streptophyta, Magnoliopsida, Malvales, Malvaceae. The record is from RefSeq and is a predicted model, not a curated record. The transcript has 5 exons.